This is a messenger RNA of Rosa chinensis, 978 nucleotides long. RefSeq names its product Golgi apparatus membrane protein-like protein ECHIDNA. The record is from RefSeq and is a predicted model, not a curated record. Gene Ontology annotation, biological process: vesicle-mediated transport; protein secretion. The transcript is spliced from 6 exons. Gene Ontology annotation, cellular component: Golgi membrane. The coding region runs from base 184 to 735 and encodes 183 amino acids. NCBI's taxonomy places the organism in Eukaryota, Viridiplantae, Streptophyta, Magnoliopsida, Rosales, Rosaceae.
AAGAAACGUGAUAGUGUAACAGAAAAAGAGAGCUCUCGGAAAGUUUUGGUGAGAGAGAGAUCUGUUAACCUGGGCGGGUAUGUUCAUUACCGCGAAGGCAUAAAGCUAUAGUUGAAUUGACUCCAAGCCCCUCCAGAUUCUCCAAUCAACUCAACCCAAUCUUCGUAGUAGUGUUCAACAGAUAUGGAUCUGAGCCAGCCACAGGGAGAAAACUAUGCCAACCCAAAGACGUGUUUCUUUCAUGUUCUUUUCAAGGCUGCAGCAUUGGCGUUUUACAUACUCUCAGCCCUGUUCUUUGAUAACUUUGUUAUCAUUUUCGUUGUGACUGUUCUUCUCGCUGCUUUUGAUUUCUGGGUGGUGAAGAAUGUGAGUGGACGCAUUUUAGUUGGUUUGAGGUGGUGGAAUGAAAUAAAUGAUCUUGGGGAGAGUGUGUGGAAAUUUGAGUGCCUUGACCAAGAGUCAUUGGCCAGGAUGAACAAAAAGGAUUCAUGGCUAUUCUGGUGGACACUUUAUCUCACGGCUGGCUUGUGGAUUGUGCUAGGAAUAUUUUCUCUGAUUCGGUUUCAAGCUGAUUAUCUGCUCGUUAUUGGAGUUUGUUUGACUCUCAGCAUUGCAAAUAUAGUUGGAUUCACCAAAUGCCGUAAAGAUGCAAAAAAGCAAAUCCAGCAAUUUGCCUCCCAAACCAUUGCAUCCCGGAUGUCAUCCACGAUCCAAUCAGCAUUCAGUGUCGUCUGAAUCAUUCUUGCAGGAAAUUUGAAAUAGUUUGGAUAAAGAAAACUUUUGUAAGAGCGUGUACAUGAUCACCAUAUUGUCCAGCAUUUGUCUGGCUUCUUGUUGAGCUUUGGUAGGGUUACAAAGAAAGUUUUUGUAUGGACUCGUUCGAUUAAUACUGGUAUGUAUGAUAAACGCAGUGAUAUGCAAAGUACAUGAACUUAAGUGUAAUUUGUCCACUUCAAACAUCGCUCGUCUGAUAGACUA